Messenger RNA from Mustela lutreola (European mink), 7271 nucleotides. RefSeq names its product nuclear cap binding subunit 3 (gene NCBP3). Gene Ontology annotation, cellular component: nucleus; cytosol. The record is from RefSeq and is a predicted model, not a curated record. Gene Ontology annotation, molecular function: mRNA binding; RNA 7-methylguanosine cap binding. Bases 45 to 1925 code for a protein of 626 amino acids. NCBI's taxonomy places the organism in Eukaryota, Metazoa, Chordata, Mammalia, Carnivora, Mustelidae. The transcript has 14 exons.
GAGUGUACGAGGCGGCUUCUCAGUGGUGCGGCCGGCGGGCGGCUAUGGCGGCCGUACGGGGCCUGCGAGUGUCGGUGAAGGCAGAGGCCCCGGCGGGGCCGGCUCUAGGGCUCCCGUCGCCUGAAGCGGACUCUGGUUUGGAGCGUGGCGAGCCGGAGCCCAUGGAAGUGGAGGAGGGCGAGCUGGAGAUUGUGCCGGUGCGGCGCUCGCUGAAAGAACUGAUCCCGGACACAAGCAGAAGGUAUGAAAACAAGGCUGGCAGCUUCAUCACUGGAAUUGAUGUCACCUCCAAGGAAGCAAUUGAAAAGAAAGAACAGCGAGCCAAGCGCUUCCAUUUUCGAUCAGAAGUAAAUCUUGCCCAAAGAAACGUAGCCUUGGACCGAGACAUGAUGAAGAAAGCAAUCCCCAAAGUGAGACUGGAGACAAUCUACAUUUGUGGAGUAGAUGAGAUGAGUACCCAGGAUAUCUUUUCCUAUUUUAAAGAAUAUCCUCCUGCUCACAUUGAAUGGUUGGAUGAUACCUCCUGCAAUGUGGUUUGGCUGGAUGAAAUGACAGCCACACGAGCCCUUAUCAAUAUGAGCUCUCUGCCAGCCCUGGAUAAGAUAAGAACCAGGGAUGCCAAUGAGGACAGGUCAUCUGAGAAAAGUAAAAAAGACAAGCAGGAGGAUAGUUCAGAUGAUGAUGAGGCUGAAGAAGGAGAAGUUGAAGAUGAGAACUCAAGUGAUAUAGAGUUGGACACAUUGUCUCAAGUAGAAGAAGAGUCUCUGCUAAGAAAUGAUCUUCGUCCAGCCAACAAACUUGCUAAAGGAAAUAGGUUAUUCAUGAGAUUUGCUACAAAAGAUGACAAAAAGGAACUUGGAGCAGCCAGAAGAAGUCAGUAUUAUAUGAAAUAUGGGAAUCCAAAUUACGGAGGCAUGAAAGGAAUUCUUAGUAAUUCUUGGAAGCGAAGAUAUCAUUCCCGUCGCAUUCAGCGGGAUGUGAUCAAGAAGAGAGCCCUGAUUGGGGAUGACGUUGGCUUGACAUCCUAUAAACACCGACAUUCCGGACUAGUAAAUGUUCCAGAGGAACCCAUUGAAGAGGAAGAAGAGGAGGAAGAAGAGGAGGACCAGGACAUGGAUGCAGAUGACAGGGUGGUGGUGGAGUACCAUGAGGAGCUCCCAGCUCUCAAGCAGACCCGGGAACGGAGCACAUCUAGGCAGUCCAGCGCCAGCAGUUCAGACUCCGAUGAAAUGGACUAUGAUCUAGAACUGAAAAUGAUUUCCACUCCUUCACCAAAGAAAAGCAUGAAAAUGACCAUGUAUGCUGACGAAGUGGAAUCUCAGUUGAAAAAUAUUAGGAACUCCAUGAGGGCAGAUACUAUAUCCACAAGCAAUAUCAAAAACCGAAUUGGUAACAAAUUACCAACUGAGAAGUUUGUAGAUGUCCGACAUCUGUUAGAUGAAAAACGUCAGCACACACGUCCACGGCCACCAGGCAGCAGUACUAAGUCAGAUAUACGCCAGCGAUUAGGAAAAAGACCGUAUUCUCCAGAAAAGGCUUUUAGUAGUAAUCCAGUCUUUCGGAGAGAGCCUUUUUCUGAUGUACAUAGUAGGCUGGGUGUUCCCAGACAAGACGUUAAAGGCCUCUACUCUGAUACACGGGAGAAGAAAUCAGGUAGUUUAUGGACGCGCUUAGGAUCUGCACCCAAGACCAAAGAAAAGAACGCAAAGAAGGUGGAUCACAGGGCGCCAGGCACUGAGGAAGAUGACUCUGAGCUGCAAAGGGCAUGGGGGGCUCUGAUAAAGGAGAAAGAACAGUCUCGCCAAAAGAAGAGCCGCUGUUACCAGCACCCUUUUCCCAAGAAAAGUCAAUUCCCAGGUGCUUAUUGGACAGCCUUCGAGGGGGAAGAUGAGGGAAGCUGCCAGCUCACCCUUCCGGGACCCUAGUGUGAGGGCCGAAUCUCAUGGACCUGACCUCAGAGGUGCACCAGUGCCGCCCAGGUAGAUAAGAGAUGCAGCAUCGAUCGUGCUUCCGUUCCUCCCUGGGGAUUUCUGUUACGGGCCUCUUAGCAAUCAGCUUAAAGUGAAGAUCAAGUUCAGUGCUGUGGGAUUUUUAGGAACAAAAAACUGUGACUUCUGGAUUUGGGGUGGAUUUUUGUGCUAGGGGUGGGGUCAUGGGUUAAUGUUGAACAAUUUUUAAGUCUGUAUUAUGUUUAAAAAUAUUAAUGAUUUAAAAGUUUAAAUUUUUAAUUUUUAUAUGUGAAAAUACUUCCUGUUGGCUACAAGGGAAGCUCAAGUGGUGUCUUAUGUGUGCUGUUAAAUAUAUAUUAUAUACUUUGGAAGACGGCAAGGAGAGGAGUCUCAUUAUUUUUAAAUGAUCCUAAUUGUAUAGUCUGUUUGUUGUAUAUAGUGUUCAGCUUGCUUUUUGGCCACUGUAGGAAAAAAAUCCAUCCAUCUGAGAUGGGGUCCUGUUGUUUAUUAUCACUUCAGAAGUGAUACAUUAGUAUUUAUUCUUUGUAUUUCCAAGUUCUAACACCUGAAGAUAUCUUUAAAACUGCCAAAUAAGAUAAUAGUUACAGAAAUUUUAGUUUAUUUCUCAUUUACUUCUAAACUCCUUUCAGAUUAUUUUAAAGGCAGUAGAUUAUUUUGUCUUCCUAUUUGAUCUUUAUUUUGAAGUAUUUAAUGUUUGUAUUCUUCUGCAGGCUUAAAAAUAGUGUUUCACUUCAGUUCACUAGAACUUAAGAAUUAGAGAGUAAGCCCUUGUCCCGUUGUGAUAUCACAGCUCCUCACCUGUCUGGAGUGUUUCAGUACCUGGUAUAGUCCUGGAUUCUAAGAUCUUUGCUUGUGGCAUUGAGAGUUGAUUACAGUGUGGUGUGAUUAAAUGCAGAACACUGCUGCUAAUAAAGGAAGGAAAGGGCUGCAGGACUUGAGAGCUGCAGCAACUGUACUGUACCAUGUUUUGUUGGUUAACCUGUUUUUCACUCCCUUUGGAAAGAUUAGAGGCUCUAAAUAUGGUACAUUUCCAUUUCUGGAGUGGAUUCUUGGAGAGAGAUGGUUUUCUGCCAGUUGAAACCUAAUGUUUCUGAGGUUCCUCCCUUUUUUGUUCUGUGGAGCAUACAGCCGAGAGCCAGAUUCUUGAGAUGGGCAAGGUUUGGGGACUUGGUAGAGUAAGAACAAGGACCUGAGAGUCAGAGACCUGGAUGCCAACCUCUGGUUUCUAUUCCAUCUGUCCCAUCUGGCAAAUGAAUGGACUGGUACCAGAGCUUCUGACUUUGUUGGUGCAUCUCAGUGGUGUUUUACUCUUCCUGAAGCAAUGGUUGUGGUGGGCUGGCCAGCACUGGUUUCUUUUGCAUGUGUGGGGAGGGUCAAGAAAGGCAUGCAUGAGGUUUUGGGCAGGGAUUCAUCCCUAUCCCAUUUCCAUUACAGUCUCUGGGUCUUCUAGUGGGACAGAGAUAUCCUUGUGGUCAGGGUCCUAACUGAUGUGGUCUCAGCAGUAUUUUAAAAAAGCCCUUCUUCUGUGUUUGCCAGUCAUGACCUUUUCCACCAGUAGUUCGGGCCCAUCUACCCCAUGGUCUACUAGCCCUUUCCAGUCUCCUGCUAGAGAUCAGAGAGUGCUUUCUGGAAAGGUGGUGGUGUAUAGUCAAAACUGGGCCUUUGAUCUAACCAAGAAAAAUGCCUGCUUAGGCAGCCUUGCAAUUCUUACAAAUAUACAGAACCCCAGAAAAGUAUCUUAGAAGAUUUUACUUCCCCAAGUUAUUGUUGGCCACCUCCUCUCUCGCUCUCUGGCCCCCACUCAGGCACUCAGAUCUUGCAACAUCUUACACAUGCUCUGAAUGCCCAGGCCCUUCCUUUGGAGUUUGGAAGUGAGGGUGGACUGUCAGGAUGGUCCCUUGGUGGCAGCUCGUUGUGCCUGGGUGCUCCUUACGUAUGUGGGCUUCAGGGCUACACACUUUUCUAUAUUCUUCUUAGUCUUUAUGCAUAUGAGAUUGCAAAUACAUUUGUGCUACUUCAUAGUAAUUUCAGAUACCUCAUUUCUGUUUCCUACUUUCCCUCUUGGGAGAGACGCCAGCUACCCAGGAGAACUUGUGGAGCUUGUGACAAGCCCUCCUCUGGCCCCUUUGUCUGGUCCCAUGAACCCUUCUCUUUAGUUCAAAUCACUGUCUUCUCCCACCUUAUGCCUGUGACAGCCUCCUCCCUGAUCUCUUCCCCAUACCGCAUCCCUCCAUCUCUGUUCUGUGUACUACAGCUGGGAUGAACUUUUGUUGUUUGCAGCUUGACAGCUAUUAUUUACAUAGCAUACCCCUUCACUCCUUUAAAGUAUACACUUCAAGGUCACUUGGCUAUCUCAGUUGAAGGAGCAUGCGACUCUUGAUCUUUGAGUUCAAGCCCCACGUUGGGUGUAGAGAUUACUUAAAAAGUUUUAGGAAAAAAAAAUGAAGUAUACACUUCAGUGGCUUUUAGUGUAUUCGAGUUGUGCAGCCAUCACCAUAGUCAGUUUUAGAACAUUUUCAUCACCAAAACCAAACCCUAUAUCCAUUAGCAAUCAUUCCCUAGUUCCUCUCCCCUCCUGGCAACCUCUGCUUUUGGUUUCUAUGGAUUUGCCUAUUCUGAACGCUCAUGUAAAUGGAAUCAUACACUUUGUGGCGUUUGUGAUUGGUUUCUUUCACUAAACAUAUUUUUGAGGAUCGUCUGUGUUGUAGCCUGUAUUAGUACUUCUUUUUGUUAAAAUAAUAUUCCAUUGUAUGAAUACAGUACAUUUUAUUCAUUCAUCAGUUGAUGGACAUUUGGGUUGUUUCCACUUAUGGCUGAUGUGAAUGAUGCUGCUAUGGAACAUUUAUGUACAAGUAUUUGUGUGGUUAUGUUUUCAUUACUCUUGGGUUAUAUAACUAGGGUGGAAUUGCUGGGUCAUACAGUCUGUCUUAACCCUCUGAAGAACUGCCAGACUAUUCUCCCAAAUGGCUGCAUCCUUUUCCAUUUUCCCCAUUAGUGUAUGAGGGCUCUAGUUUAUACACAAUCCUUGACAACCCUUGUUAUUUCACAGCGCGAAUUGGUAUCUCAUUGUGAUUUUGAUUUGCAUUUCCCUGAUGUCUAAUGAUGUUGGGCAUCUUUUCUUGAGCUUCAGAAUGAACUUUCUUAAAGUUAUUCUGUUACUUUUCUGCGUAAAACCUUUACUAUUGUCCUUGGAAUAAAUGCCAAACUCCAAUGAUAGCUCACAAGAGUUGUCAGAAUUUAGCUUUUGGUAUCUUUGGCCAGUUCUCCCCGCCUCCCCUGCCCUGUGCCUUCUAGUUCCUUGGACCCAUCUUGAUCUCACCAGUCUUUCAAAAUCUGCUCAGUGCUUUUCUCCCCUAGCAGUGACACAAUCCCCUGGCUCUUUCUCCCUUCUGCUUAAGCUUUGCCUUCUUUUUUCCCUCAUCCUCAAGGAGUUAAAGUCCCCUCCGGGUGGCUGCCUCCAACUUCCAGAGCCAGAUUAUGGGCCCCUGCUAUGUAUCCCACAGUACUGCCAUGAAUGAGACUCUGCUCAUUUCAGGGUUGGGCUAUAGAGUCACACCUAAGAUAAAAAUGGAGUGUAAUCAAAAUUCCACUUGGAAAUCCUGGGGAAGGUGCCAUGUUGAAAACCAGCAUCAUGGGUUCCUGCCUGUGUGGGACCAUACCUUCUUUGGUUGAGUUACAGGUGAAGUGGUUGGCCUACAAUAAAGGCCAUAUUUUGUAAAAAAGAAAAAAAAAAAUCCACUUAUUUUUAGGUGUUAAACUCACUCAGGCAAGCAACUCACUUUUGAAGAGGCUCUUGGGAACUGUAACAAGCCACAGGUGUGGCGGGGCAUAAGCUUAUCUUUAGGUGAAUGGAGGUGAAAUGGCCCAAAUGACUUAAAAUUACUUUGCUUUUUCCUUGUUUGUUUGUUGUUUUUUUCAACUUUUUUCAGGAAAAUAUACCAUUGUGUUUGCCUAAGUGAAAUGUGUGUAUGAUGCCAAAUCUCUGUAACUGCCUCCCAAAGCCAGCACACCUAUACACUGAAUUGUAAUGUCCUAUUCCUACUUUGUCUUUUUUGCUAGAUUGUAAGCUCCAUGAGAGCAGGGACCAGGUCUGGUUUGAUCAUGAGGGUUUCUCUAGUCUUAGAGAAACCUGGCAGGUUAUCUGUAAACAUGCGGUGACUGUAUAAAUCCCCCAACUGCAGGAACAGCUUCAGUCUCUGAGGCGUUUGGGUCCUCUUACAGGCUAGUCCUUGUUUUCUGCCUUGUACACACGAUACUUGAUGUUCAUGUUUUAUUUUCCCUUUUAGCCUGUGAGCUCCUAACGAGCCGGUGUCUUCAUGUUGUUAUCUCUGUAUCCUCCCACCAUACCAGUCCAGAGUAAGUAGUACUUAAAAAGUGUUUGGUAAAUGAGUGAAUUAUGGUAACAACCCAGCUCUGACUCCUUUGCAGGCUAGUCGAAUUCUAGCUGACACUACCAGAUUGAAAAAGAUGAAUAUUAUUUAGAAGUGCAUAAACUGUAUUUGUGUAAGAAAAAAAUGGCAUUAAUUAGACCUCCAUAAAUUUCAAAUUUUGGUAUUCUGGCUACAUCUGAGCUGAAGUUUACCUGCUGUGUAAAGAAUUUGCAAGAGCAUCAUGUAGAGUAUUUUUUUGGAAAGCAUUCAUCUGCCCCAGGAGAGAAGGAAGGGAAGCUGGCAGCUGGAUGAGAGACCCCAAGGAGGAAUUACUGAGUCAGUUCUUAGCUUUGGUUCCUAUUGGAGAGGAAAGUGGUGGCAGUCCAAAGAAGGCAAAGAGAAACAACUUGUUCAGGCAGCAGCUCUUUGGCCUCCAGUAAUAGUCCACCUCUCACUCAGAGCAUUCUUAAAGUUACGCUGAAAUGCUAAUAGCCCGUUUGGAUUAACAUUAACAGCAAAUCAUGGCUUCACAGAGUAAUUAAUUGCUGUACAAAUAAAUUUGGUUACGAGUACUUGCUUUUAAACUUUAUAUAACAAGGAAGCAAAUGAGAAGUUAAUGCCUUUUUUUUUUCUUUAAGAACUAAAAGGACAGAAUGUUUUUGAUAAUUUUGAGAAUAUCACAUUUGGCUUCAAGGCAGAUUGUUAUUGCGUAGUCUGACCAAUGAAAAUCCAGAACUUUUCUUACAUGUUUAUAAAAUAAAUCUUAGAAGAAAAAAUAUGGUAGCAUUUUUUCAAAUGAAAUUCUAUGAGCAUUUCACAGCAUUUUGAUAUUCCUGGGAUAAGUUAGAGAAAUGCUGGCUCAAAAGCCUAUUUCAGAUUAUGAAGCACUGAAGUGGGACUUUCUGUGCCAUAAAUAAAACUCUAGAGUGUG